This is a messenger RNA of Salmo salar (Atlantic salmon), 1632 nucleotides long. RefSeq names its product forkhead box protein E4. Lineage: Eukaryota; Metazoa; Chordata; Actinopteri; Salmoniformes; Salmonidae. Gene Ontology annotation, biological process: anatomical structure morphogenesis; cell differentiation; regulation of transcription by RNA polymerase II. The record is from RefSeq and is a predicted model, not a curated record. Gene Ontology annotation, molecular function: RNA polymerase II cis-regulatory region sequence-specific DNA binding; DNA-binding transcription factor activity, RNA polymerase II-specific.
AUGAAUCUUGCAAAUUUCUCUUACUUUUCGGGCAUGUGUAACAUGACGGCUGAGUCCCAGCAGUCGCCAGCCGAGGCGGCCAGCCCGCUGGUCUUGUCGCCUAACGUGAGUCUGGACUCCCCGUUACCGCCACCACCACUGAUGCUGCAGGCCCGGACGAAGGACGGGGUUCUGAUCAAGUCUGAGCCCCGGGGACCUAGUCCGAACACGGACCGAGAGGAGGGCGCUGCUCUGGGUCAAACCGAGGAGCUCAUGCCCACGGGGAGUCGACGGAGGAAGAGGCCCGUUCAGAGAGGGAAACCACCCUACAGUUACAUCGCUCUCAUAGCCAUGGCCAUCGCCAACUCCCCCGAGAGAAAACUCACACUUGGUGGUAUUUAUAAAUUCAUCAUGGAACGUUUUCCCUUUUAUCGAGAGAACUCAAAGAAGUGGCAAAACUCCAUCCGCCACAACCUCACCCUCAACGACUGCUUUGUCAAGAUUCCCCGGGAACCUGGAAGGCCUGGUAAGGGAAACUAUUGGACUUUGGACCCAGCCGCUGAAGACAUGUUCGACAACGGGAGUUUUCUGCGGAGGAGGAAAAGAUUCAAGCGCACUGACGUAAGCACUUAUCCUGGUUACUUGCAGAGUUCUAGCGCGUUCACCUCGACCUCCAUGGGCAGACCGGCAUACCCCAACACCCUGUACCCAGGAAUAGGAUCGGGUUACGGAUCACAGCUGGCAGGUUCCCCCCACCCGGGGAUGCUGCAUCAUUAUCAGACCUCUGCCGGGGUCAGUCAAGGACAGCCAAGAAUGUUCAGCAUCGACAACAUCAUCAGCCAGCAGUCAGUGAUGCAGGGAGGAGAGCUCAACCCGCUGGGGUUAGGCGGUGGAGACCUGGACACCAUGUCAGCUAGCUGCUCCCUCACUGGCACUGACCCCUCCAACUGCUUCCAGACGCAGACUGUCAAUCCCUCAGGGAAUUCACUGGGCAGAGGCGGUGGGGGACUGUCAUCAAACCUGGCACCCGGUUACCCAUACUCUUCCUCAGCAUCCCCUCCCCACCUGCCUUCCAUGACGCAAUCCAGUUUCUCUCCAGGUACUUCUCAGGUGUACUGCACCGGGAACCGGAUGUCUCUACCGGCCGUGCGCUCCGGAUCUUGCGCCGAACACACUGAGCAACUAUUGGGUCUCUCCAGCCCAAUGAACUCUUACAACAACUCUUACAUGAGGCAAGCCAACUUUGCGUCAGGACUAGAUCGGUAUAUGUGAGGACCUGAUUUCUAUAGAGACAAACAACAAUAGAGCCUCAAAAUACAUUCCAUUUGAAUAGGUGUGACGCCUCUUCUUUGUUUGAAAUGCCAAAAUACAUUCCAUUAUAGUUGUGCUCAUUUCUCAGUGAUUUUGGUUCGUUUACCUUAUGUGUUUUAUGAAAUUAAUAUUAAUGUGUAUCUGCGUAUACUUUUUUGUCCGAGGACAAUUCCAGUCAUUGUCACCUGUCAAAAAGAAGACUUCUUAAACAAUAUCAUUAGCCACAUAUACUGUUCUAUUUUGUGAAAAGUAAAUAGUUUAUUUGUUUGUGAAUUAUGUUGAAUAGGCCUACAUUGCUAUUUACCGUUUUUGGUUCGUGUAAUAAAUACAUUUUUUGAUAAG